UAGAAUACACAACAGUGUUUUAGCUUUGAUGGAUUUCACAGAGCACAGAAACUGAAGAGAAGAAGCUGAAGAUGGAAGCUGAUUGUGCUAAAAACUCACGCACUCCCUCAGCUUCACUUCUUAUCAACAUCACCUUCGCUUCUCAAAUGUAGCAGAGUGGCACAAUUAAACUUUCACAAACCAAAACUCCAUGGCCUGCCAAUGCCUUCUGGGCUCUUACUCAUCUUCUUCUCUAUCCCCAAACCCCAAACCCAAAACCCUCAAUAAAAACCCACCAAAACCUCUCGCUCCAUCCUCCAUUUCCUCCCACCUCUCAACCACGGAUGAUAAUGAUGAAAACGAUAAAACCCAGAAACCCAAUUUCGAUUUCCUCAAGCUUUCUGUAACUCUCACUGUAAUCUCCACCGCUCUCCCCCAAAUCCCAACCGGCAUAGCCGCCGUCAAAGAGAAAAAGCGAGUGCCCAAGAAGUCUACGCUCAAAAAAUCCGAAGCUUUAUCUCAUCAAGAGCUCCAGUCUUGGUCCCAAGGCCUCCCCGUCGUCUCCAAUCGAAUUCCGUACACCCAGCUCUUGAUAUUGAACCAGGAAGGUAAGCUCAAACAUGUUAUCAAGCCUCCUGGUGUUGAAUUGCAAAAAAGGGCAGAGCCCGUAUUGGUUGUUCUCGAAGAUAAUCGGGUUCUACGCACCGUUUUGCCUUCGGUGGAUAGCGACAGGAGGUUUUGGGAACAAUGGGAAGAGUUGAAAAUCGAGUCUUUGUGCGUCAAUGCCUAUACGCCGCCGCUUAAACGGCCGGAGGUUCCGUCACCGUACUUGGGUUUUGUGGCGAAAUGGCCGGCGUUUUUGUCGUCAUUUGUGAAGCCGAAGAAGGAGAGCAAGAGAGCUAUGGAGUUGAGGAGAGCGAGGGAGGAGUUUAAGACGCAGAGGAAGGAGGAGCUUGAGAGAAUGAGGAAGGAACGAGAUAUGAUCGAUAAGGCCAUGAAGGCCCAGAAGAAAGAGGAGGAGAGGAGAGUGAGGAGAGAGAUGAGGAAAAAGAAACACGAUGAGUCAUUGCGUCAGGCACGUAGGAAUUAUCUGGAGAUGGCCAAUGUAUGGGCCAAUUUGGCUCAGGACUCCAAUGUUGCCACUGCGCUUGGACUGGUGUUCUUCUAUAUUUUUUACAGGACCGUAGUGUUUAGUUAUAGGAGGCAGAAGAAGGACUAUGAGGAUAGGUUGAAGAUUGAAAAGGCGGAGGCGGAGGAGAGGAAGAAAAUGAGGGAAUUGGAGAGGGAGAUGGAGGGGAUUGAGGGUGAGGAGGAGGAGGAGAUUGAGCAAGGGAAGGGUGAGCAAAACCCUUAUUUGAAAAUGGCUAUGCAGUUCAUGAAGUCUGGGGCUCGGGUGCGACGAGCUCAUAAUAAGAGGCUGCCUCAGUAUUUGGAGAGAGGCGUGGAUGUCAAGUUUUCGGAUGUAGCUGGCCUUGGGAAGAUCCGGCUUGAGCUUGAGGAGAUUGUCAAGUUCUUCACUCAUGGUGAAAUGUAUAGGAGAAGAGGAGUUAAAAUACCAGGUGGGAUACUUCUUUGUGGCCCUCCUGGAGUGGGUAAGACCUUGCUUGCAAAAGCUGUAGCUGGUGAGGCAGGCGUCAACUUCUUUUCCAUUUCGGCCUCUCAGUUUGUGGAGAUAUAUGUUGGGGUUGGUGCAUCUCGUGUCCGAGCACUUUAUCAGGAAGCAAGGGAAAACGCUCCAUCGGUUGUCUUCAUUGAUGAGUUGGAUGCUGUUGGAAGGGAGCGUGGUUUGAUCAAGGGUUCUGGUGGGCAAGAACGUGAUGCUACUCUUAAUCAGCUCCUUGUUUCUUUGGAUGGGUUUGAAGGAAGAGGUGAAGUGAUCACUAUUGCUUCCACAAAUAGACCAGACAUUCUAGAUCCAGCUCUUGUCAGACCUGGACGGUUUGAUCGAAAGAUAUAUAUCCCUAAGCCUGGUCUUAUAGGUCGCAUUGAAAUUUUGAAGGUCCAUGCACGCAAGAAGCCUAUGGCUGAAGACGUGGACUAUAUGGCUAUUGCUAGUAUGACUGAUGGAAUGGUUGGUGCAGAGCUAGCUAACAUAGUUGAGGUUGCCGCAAUCAACAUGAUGCGUGAUGGAAGGACUGAGAUUACUACUGAUGACCUAUUACAAGCUGCACAAAUGGAAGAAAGAGGAAUGCUGGAUAGGAAGGAGAGAAGUUUAGAUACAUGGAAGCAAGUAGCUAUUAAUGAGGCCGCUAUGGCUGUUGUUGCCGUGAACUAUCCUGACCUUAAAAAUAUUGAGUUCGUCACAAUUGCUCCUAGAGCUGGUAGGGAGUUGGGUUAUGUGAGAAUGAAAAUGGAUCCUAUCAAGUUCAAAGAAGGAAUGCUUACUCGGCAAUCACUCCUGGAUCAUAUCACUGUUCAACUGGCACCACGUGCAGCUGAUGAACUUUGGUUCGGUGAGGAUCAGUUAAGUACUAUAUGGGCUGAAACGGCAGACAAUGCUAGGUCAGCCGCACGAACGUAUGUUCUUGGUGGCCUAUCAGAGAAACAUCACGGGCUAUCUAAUUUCUGGGUUGCAGAUCGACUCAAUGACCUUGAUACGGAAGCAUUGCAAAUUGUCAACAUGUGUUAUGAACGUGCAAAAGAGAUUCUGCGGAAAAAUCGAAAGCUCAUGGAUGCGGUGGUGGAUGAACUUGUCCAGAAGAAGAGUUUAACCAAACAAGAAUUCUGUAGCCUAGUUGAGUUACAUGGUUCAAUCAAACCUAUGCCACCUAGCAUACUUGACAUCAGGGCUGCCAAACGGAAGCAGUUCCAAGAUAUGAUGAUGAACCAAAAGGAACCAGCUUUGGGGAGCAAUUUAUGAAUAAGAUGUGGAGAUAUGGUAGAUUCUUAAUUAUCUUUGAUGUGGACGAAGCAAAACAUAUGAGUCGGGCGUGUCAUUUAAAGCGGUGAUUGAUUUUGCGAGCAUCUUGUCCAAUGAUUGAUAUUUAUCAUGCUCGGCAGCCUGGGUGAGCAGGUUGUGGAACCCUAUCUGUUGAUCAUAAAAGAAAUAUGGGGGAAGUCAUGCGAAGAAACGUUAAUCUGAGGGAGAAGCAGCCUUCAGUAUUCUUUUGUUCGAUUUGUAAUUUACAAGUGUUCUGUUUCAUUUGCAUCCUACCCCGUCUUAAUCUAUUCGAUUUACUUGGCUACUUGGACGGAAUGGUUCUAGUAGCUCAAUUUGAUCAAAAUUUUUUGUACGGAUGCUUAGGUAUAAACUAGUCUCUCCGCAUGUUAUUCUGCGCC
This is a messenger RNA of Prunus dulcis (almond), 3258 nucleotides long. Its product is annotated as probable inactive ATP-dependent zinc metalloprotease FTSHI 2, chloroplastic. The coding region runs from base 191 to 2839 and encodes 882 amino acids. The record is from RefSeq and is a predicted model, not a curated record. Gene Ontology annotation, biological process: proteolysis. NCBI's taxonomy places the organism in Eukaryota, Viridiplantae, Streptophyta, Magnoliopsida, Rosales, Rosaceae. Gene Ontology annotation, molecular function: ATP hydrolysis activity; metalloendopeptidase activity; ATP-dependent peptidase activity. The transcript is spliced from 11 exons. Gene Ontology annotation, cellular component: chloroplast thylakoid.